This is a messenger RNA of Brettanomyces bruxellensis, 276 nucleotides long. RefSeq names its product Non-histone chromosomal protein 6 (gene NHP6). Lineage: Eukaryota; Fungi; Ascomycota; Pichiomycetes; Pichiales; Pichiaceae. The transcript has a single exon. Bases 1 to 276 code for a protein of 91 amino acids. The record is from RefSeq and is a predicted model, not a curated record.
AUGGGAAGAAAAGGAACCAGAAAGAAGAAAGACCCAAACGCUCCAAAGAGAUCGUUGUCUGCUUACAUGUUCUUCGCCAAUGAGCAGAGAGAUAUUGUUAGAGCAGAAAAUCCAGGUAUUGCUUUCGGUCAAAUUGGAAAGAUCUUGGGUGAGAAGUGGAAGGCUCUUGACAAGAAGGGCAGAGAGCCUUACGAUGCCAAGGCUGCUGCUGACAAGAAGAGAUACGAGCUUGAGAAGGCUGAGUACUUGAAGACUAAGAGUGCUGCUGCAGAGUAA